AUGAAAGAAAUGUUCAAGUUGAAUGAAACCACUGAGAGCCAAGUGACUGAAUUCAUUCUCAUGGGUAUCACAAAUCGACCUGAGCUGAAGGAACCCCUCUUUGUUCUGUUUUUCCUCAACUACACAGCCAUAGUUCUGGGGAAUCUGGGUCUGAUCAUCAUAACUACCAUUGAUUCUCACCUCCAAACUCCAAUGUACUUUUUUCUCAGGCAUCUGGCAUUUGUUGAUUUAGGAUAUUCCACAGCUAUUGGUCCAAAAAUGCUGGUUAGUUUCAUAGAGGAGAAAAACAUCAUUUCCUAUCAUGAAUGUGCAAUACAAUUAGUUUUUGUUGCAACAUUUAUCAACAGUGAAUUUUUUAUCUUGUCAGCCAUGGCCUAUGACCGUUAUGUGGCUAUCUGUAAGCCGCUCCUCUACAUAGCCAUCAUGUCAGACAGAGUAUGUUGGAUCUUGGUGGCUGUCUCAUAUCUCUAUAGUAUCAUGGCAUCUCUACUGUUCACAAUAAAGAUCUUUGAAUCAUCUUUCUGCAAAUCAAACUUAUUAAGGCAUUUCUAUUGUGACAGUCUCCCUCUUUUGUCCAUUAUGUGCUCAGAUACAAGUGAGAUAGAACUAAUCAUUAUGACAUUUGGUAUAUUGAAUUUGAUUCCUUCUCUCUUAAUUAUCCUUUUCUCGUACAUGCUUAUUCUUGUGGCCAUCUUAAGGAUGAACUCUUCUGAGGGCAGGAAUAAAGUCUUUUCUACCUGUGGCUCUCAUAUCACAGUUGUGGUUGUAUUCUAUGGAACACUUAUCUUCAUGUUCCUACAGCCACAAUCUAACCGUUCCUUUGACACAAACCAGGUGGUCUCUGUAUUUUAUACCCUGGUCAUCCCCAUGCUCAACCCAAUGAUCUAUAGCUUGAGGAACAAAGAUGUGAAAAGUGCCUUGAAAAGACUCUUUAUCAAAUGAUCUUUGGGCAACCUGUUGUUGUAUGGUAGCAAAGAAUCUCACAGAGAUGUGUUGGAUAUGGUUCUUGACCCCUAA
Gracilinanus agilis (Agile Gracile Mouse Opossum) is the source of this 1017-nucleotide messenger RNA. RefSeq names its product olfactory receptor 8K3-like. Gene Ontology annotation, cellular component: membrane. Gene Ontology annotation, biological process: sensory perception of smell; G protein-coupled receptor signaling pathway. Lineage: Eukaryota; Metazoa; Chordata; Mammalia; Didelphimorphia; Didelphidae. Gene Ontology annotation, molecular function: G protein-coupled receptor activity; olfactory receptor activity; odorant binding. The record is from RefSeq and is a predicted model, not a curated record. The transcript is spliced from 2 exons.